This is a messenger RNA of Nakaseomyces glabratus, 960 nucleotides long. RefSeq lists its product as uncharacterized. Lineage: Eukaryota; Fungi; Ascomycota; Saccharomycetes; Saccharomycetales; Saccharomycetaceae. The record is from RefSeq and is a predicted model, not a curated record.
AUGCGAAUGGUGAGGUCAACAUUGCUAUGCUGUCUUUGGUUCACAACAGUAAUUUGUUCUCUACUCCAACCACUAAAACUGGAAAUAAUUCAACCUGUAACAUACCAUAAGCUUGAAAGACUAUUUUAUCGAAUAGAGCAAAUAGGAAUAGACGGGGAGACUUUUCGGAUAUGGACUUUAAGUGGAUACCACAAUAUAGCUAACGAACAGUCAAACUUUAAAUACUUAACCACAAAAUUUGUUGACAGUUUUGAGAGAGUUCUUGCUCUUCGAGGAUUGGCGACCAGGAAUAUCUCACUAAACUCACUAAAAAUCCAGGCCUGCAUCAUCGACAAGAUCAAAACCCAAGAAUUAAUCAAUACUGCAGUUGAAUUAGAUUAUCUAGCUGUUACCAACGAUAUUAAAAUAAAUAAUACCAAGUAUGUGAUAAAGGUGAUAUUUGACAACAUAGCUAAAAACUACCUUGGCUAUUAUCUGUGGCGGUUAGAAUGGUUAACACAGCGUAAUAGCCAGGUAACAGAGCAAGAGCUAUACUACAUUUAUACCAGAGUCGAAACAAUGGUUAGUCUAGUAAAGGACAAAUUAAACCAAUUAUACAGCCUACCACUUACAAAAUUCAUGGAGUCUGUCUUAAUCCCCAUGGAUGGACUAAAUUGUAACAUGAGCCAGGUGGUAGACUGUCUCAAGAAGAGAAGAAAGAAAGAAGAAUGCCGUGAUUCUAAAGAUCACAAAUGCUUGGAGUCCCUCUUCCAUCUGACAUUUGUUACUUUAAUAAUUCCAAUCCCACUGGUGGUUCUAUAUAGAGUAUGCUCUGUGUCGGCUGGUUACGUAUGUGUAGAAGGUAUUGGAGUACUAGGUCUCUUAAUAACAAAGUCGCUCACUUCGCAGUUCUUCUAUUUGUUGUUCACUAGGGUCAAACACGACUGUUUAAAGUGGCUAUUUGAAGUGGAAAGGCUCUAG